Molecule: messenger RNA, 309 nt
Organism: Ordospora colligata OC4
Lineage: Eukaryota; Fungi; Microsporidia; Ordosporidae
Product: zinc finger domain-containing protein
Exons: 1
Coding region: 1-309 (102 amino acids)
Source: RefSeq, a predicted model, not a curated record
AUGCCAAAGAAGCAUAUACAACACACCAAAAGCGGACAUAAAGGUAGAAUAAGGAGAACCAGAGCAAUAUUUGGGCAAAAGGCAAUAGACCAAAUCCAACUACAAGUGGCAUCUCAGAAAUCCAUUCCAUAUGAUCCAGAACUUCCCGGAUGUGGACAGUUCUAUUGCUACGAGUGUGAUAGACACUUCAUUUCAGAAAAUGUUCUUAACGAGCAUAAAAGAGCAGGCCCACACAAGCGAAGAGUUAGGGAAGUAAAGCAAGCGUCGCAUUCCCAAAAAGAUGCCGAGUGGGCAAUUGGAUUAACAUGA